AUGUUCAAAACCCAGGCGCACCUUCACAUCUUCUCUACCUCCAUCAGCGGCUUUCAACGACAUUAUUCCUCUCCUCUCGAUCCUUUCUCAUUGCCAUUGCGACCACCGCCCGGUAGUCUCUCCUCCACCAUUUACCCAAGAUGGUCACAAUGGACAUCACCGCCGCCCUACGCAUCGUCUACCUCCUGCAAACGUGCGCAAAAUAAACCAAAGUACCACCACAUUAUCUACCUCCUGCAAAGGUUCGUAGUACCGGAUUCGCUAGAGCCAUAUGCCAACAUCGACAAAGGAAGACCACAACUUGCAACAAGUUGGGAGAAUAUGCUGAAUCUGAAGGCAAUGGAUGCAGAGCAACUAAGACAACAUGGGCACAAGAUGAUUGCUUUCAUUGUCGAUUACUACAAAACUAUAGAGAGUUUUCCCGUUCUCAGCCAUGUUGAGCCAGGAUAUCUGCGGAAGACUCUUCCCGAUUCUGCACCAACUAGAGGUAAACAACUCAUGUUUAUUGCUGGUUGGAGUUCGCAUACGGGAAUGAAGUCAAAAGAUGAAGAGGUGGAUUUUCACCAACAAGAUAUUCAAGUUAAAGUUAUUCCAUAAUUCGUCGACACAUUCUUCAACGUUGUGCAACACAUUCACGAUAAAGAAAGUUCGAAUGCAGCUCGUACAAGGGCGGUCGUCAAUCGUGAUCGCCAAGCCGCACACGACUUAUUGGUACGUGAUUACUUUGCCGAUAAUUGUCUUUAUAAUGAUGACUCCUUCGAACGUCGUUUUCGUUUGAAUAAGGCUAUAUUUUUACAUAUUAGUAUUGUUUUAGAAUCUCGUUAUGAUUUUUUCAAACAAAAACCCGACGCUAGAGGAAGAAUGGGUUUUAGUAGUAUACAAAAAUGUGCGGUUGCUCUUAGGUAUUUGGGAUACGGUAUAACAUUCGAUGCAUCUGACGAAUACUUGAAAGUAUCCGAGAGGACCGCCGUUGAAUGUGUAGAUUGGUUUUUUGCAUGUGUUUAUGAGGUUUUUUACGAAGAAUAUUUGCGCAAACCUACUCAACGUGAUAUUGAGAGAUUAUAUUCAGCUCAUGAAGAGAGGCAUAGAUUUUCGGGUAUGCUUGAUUGUCUAGAUUGUACACAUGUGGCUUGGGAAAAAUGUCCAACUGCAUGGCGUGGUCAGUUCACUCGAGGAGAUAUAGGUGAACCAACUAUCAUCCUAGAAGGUGUUGCAUCUCAAGAUUUGUGGAUAUGGCAUGCCUUUUUUGGAGUAGUGGGGUCUAACAAGGAUCUUAAUGUUCUUGGCCAGUCUCCACUUUUCAACGAUAUUUGGACUAGCAAAACACCUGAUAUGAUGUUCACGGUGAACGGGCAUGCGUACAAAUACGGUUACUACCUUGGUGAUGGGAUAUACCCGGAUUAUUCUACAUUGAUGAAGGCAUACUCGGUUCCUCGAAGUGAAAAGGCAAAGUUUGUUACAAAAAAAAAAAAAAUAGGAAUCGGCGAGAAAGGAUAUCGAGAGGGCAUUUAG
This is a messenger RNA of Lactuca saligna, 1512 nucleotides long. The record is from the annotation of a GenBank genome assembly. NCBI's taxonomy places the organism in Eukaryota, Viridiplantae, Streptophyta, Magnoliopsida, Asterales, Asteraceae.